AUGAAAGGGGAUUUGAUACGAGGAGCCCCAAAGUAUGGGAACAAACGGUGCUGGAUGGAGAAAGGGAAGCAAUUCACACCGUAUAGCUGGAUUUGGGACUCAAUGUCCUGCAAUCGGGAGUUGGCAUUGGCAAUGGAGCACUUGCAGGCUAUGGAGAAGUUGUACUUCUUCAACAAUACAUACAACAUCCAGCAGACUAAGAGAAUGGAAGCUGUGAGUCCACCUCCUCCUAUCACGUGCUUGAAGCUCGGUUGCCCUCUUGGAGCCUCUUUCAAGUUGAAGACUCCUGCUGGAGGUGGGUACAACAAGUAG
Messenger RNA from Dovyalis caffra, 312 nucleotides. The record is from the annotation of a GenBank genome assembly. Lineage: Eukaryota; Viridiplantae; Streptophyta; Magnoliopsida; Malpighiales; Salicaceae.